Molecule: messenger RNA, 1449 nt
Organism: Lytechinus pictus (painted urchin)
Lineage: Eukaryota; Metazoa; Echinodermata; Echinoidea; Temnopleuroida; Toxopneustidae
Exons: 3
Coding region: 461-760 (99 amino acids)
Cellular component (GO): mitochondrion
Source: RefSeq, a predicted model, not a curated record
GGAGCUCCCUGGGUUAGGCACAAAUGAGCAUCGCGCCAGCUGGCAGGGAUCGGCUAGCUAGCUAGCAGCAGGUUUCUGCCCGGGCUGCCCUGGCGCGGCAUGUUUAGCUGACCUGGGGAGUGUUUCAUCAACAUUUUCAUCCGACAAGUUGUCAGAUCUGACAUCUUUCUCUGAUGUUGAUUGGCUGAGAGGUACUGUUACUAUGGUAACUGUCGGAUAAAAUGGGACUUGUCGGAUAAAACGUCCGACAAGUCCUUUCAUGAAACGCACCCCCGGUGGUCGAUGGUCGGCCCAGCCAAGCCUGCGCUGAUAGAGCUAGCUACCAAGUACCGCUACGCACCGGGCGGGCCGACCAGGCAGGCCCGGUCGACCGCCGGCACCCCAGGCCCACCGUACCACUCCUAAUACCCGUCGCAGCUCCAAUUCAACGCUCUCCUUGGCAAAUACACUGUCGAGAAUCAUGUCAGGUUCUUUCAGGCUGAUUUCAAGAUGCUGGCUGAAAAUGAUGAAACCAGUUUCAGAGACCACAUCACUGAGGUCUAUUUCAGUAACUUCAACAAUUUCAGCAGAUAAGCCAGCUCAAGGGUCCAAAACUGCAACACCCUCUAAGCCAGCUGCAGCAUCCAAAGCCAGCACUGGAGGAGAGAGUUAUCAGGUACCUGAAUACUAUCAAUACAACGAGAUGUCCUAUUACCAAAUGGAGUCUGAUAUGAGGAAGGGUAGACUACCACAACCCAAUCCAGGACAACCAAAUAAUUAGGGACGAGGAAGGAAACCAGAGCGAGAUUUAUACUGGACUCUUGAAACAACUACAAGAAAUAAUUAGCAUGUCAUGCGAUUAUGUGAUUCUUUGAGAUGAAUCUAGCUCUGUGAUAAAGGCUAAGUUAUUUAAAAGAAAAUCUUGCACAGAAGAACCAUAAAUGAAUGGUAAAUGAAAUAAUAUGCAGUUUUGCAGUUAAAAAAAAAACCAGUCAAAUGUAUUAUUUUUAUUAUAUUCUAAAGGGCGUAACACUUGCAAUCAAGUUUUUAUUUAAAAUGUAAAUCUGUGGGUGAUCAAUUAAAAUGGGUAAAUUUUAACUAUAUCAAAUCAAUAAAUACGUUCUCUUAUAUGAUUAAUUAAUCACAUUUAUUUAAUAUAUGAUUAUUUACAUAUUUGCAACUUAUUUCAACAAAUGCAAUCAAUUUUAGGAUCUAAAUAUAAGUUGCAAUUUGAUUGUUAAUUACUUGCACUGUGAGCCCCAUAUUAUUACUCAAAAUAACCUUUAAAUCACGAAAGAGCAAGUAGGCAUUACCAGUCUUCUUCAGUGUGAAUUAGUCUUAAUUGGCAAAAGGAAAAAUUGAACAUGUAAAUUGUAUGAUAUAUUCCAAAAAAUAUGUAUUUCAAAUUGUUCAAAUGAGAUGGUAUGUGGAAGAUGGAUCAUUAAAUUUGAACUUAUAUUUCCAUUUCAA